CAAUUCUAGGGUUUCUACCCUCCGCCACACGCACAAUCUCCAUUUCCCUCUGCAUUAUCUUCCUCCAACUGCACCAACCAUGGCGGACAGAGGAGCCGGCGAUCGUGGCGGUUUCGGGCGCGGAUUCGGCGGGCGUGGCCGCGGCGGAGACAGAGGAGGCCGAGGACGCGGCCGCCGCCCCCGCCGCGAGAGCGAGGAGGAGAAGUGGGUGCCGGUGACGAAGCUCGGCCGCCUUGUCCGUGACGGAAAAAUCAAAUCUGUAGAGCAAAUCUACCUGCACUCCCUCCCGAUCAAGGAGUACCAAAUCGUCGACGCUCUGCUGCCCUCGCUUAAGGACGAGGUGAUGAAAAUCAUGCCGGUCCAGAAGCAGACGCGCGCCGGCCAGAGGACACGGUUCAAAGCUUUUGUGGUGGUCGGAGACGGCAAUGGACAUGUCGGUUUGGGAGUUAAGUGCUCGAAGGAAGUGGCGACGGCGAUUCGUGGAUCUAUUAUAUUGGCUAAGCUGUCGGUGAUUCCUGUAAGGAGAGGCUAUUGGGGGAACAAGAUCGGGAAGCCGCACACUGUGCCGUGCAAGGUCACCGGAAAGUGUGGCUCCGUUACCGUCCGUAUGGUUCCGGCGCCGCGUGGCGCCGGAAUUGUGGCGGCGCGUGUGCCUAAGAAGGUGCUCCAGUUCGCCGGAAUUGAGGAUGUUUUCACUUCUUCCCGUGGAUCCACGAAGACUCUUGGGAAUUUUGUUAAGGCAACUUUCGACUGCUUGUUGAAGACUUACGGGUUCCUAACCCCGGACUUUUGGAGGGAGACAAGAUUUAUCAAAUCACCGUUCCAAGAAUACACGGACUUGCUGGCGAAGCCGACUCCUAAGAUUGUUCAUGUGGUCGAUGAGGAGGCCUAAGAAGGUAUGUUUGUUAGUAGAAUGUUUUUCGAAUUUAUAGAUGAUUAUUAAAGCAAGUUCCAUUUUGUCUUUUAAGUAAGUUUGUUUUGGAUGCUUCUUUUUAUUUGUGGUUUACGAUGCAGGCAUGUUUUGACAAUAUAUGAUAUAAUUUUACGCGGCA
Messenger RNA from Andrographis paniculata, 1052 nucleotides. Its product is annotated as 40S ribosomal protein S2-4-like. Gene Ontology annotation, molecular function: structural constituent of ribosome; RNA binding. The record is from RefSeq and is a predicted model, not a curated record. The coding region runs from base 80 to 892 and encodes 270 amino acids. Gene Ontology annotation, cellular component: ribosome; cytosolic small ribosomal subunit. The transcript has 2 exons. NCBI's taxonomy places the organism in Eukaryota, Viridiplantae, Streptophyta, Magnoliopsida, Lamiales, Acanthaceae. Gene Ontology annotation, biological process: translation.